Messenger RNA from Oncorhynchus mykiss (rainbow trout), 2835 nucleotides. RefSeq names its product cilia and flagella associated protein 100 (gene cfap100). The record is from RefSeq and is a predicted model, not a curated record. Lineage: Eukaryota; Metazoa; Chordata; Actinopteri; Salmoniformes; Salmonidae.
AGAACGCAAACUCAGGACAAUCGAGUUCCGAAGAAAAAGGGUAGAACUCUCUCAAGAUGCUCAUAUGACAAAGUGUUUCAGCAGAAUAUACCGUAAAGGGAUUAAUCUAAUUGAAGGGAUGCUGUCACCAACAUCAAGGCACAGAGGACCAAACAUGCUGUCAGGUCCCAUGAUAGUGGCCCAGUCGGCGAGUGCCACCAAGUCAGUGAUAUCUACAGAUGUAUGUAAACAGAUGCCUGGGGCGAACCCUUUUAAAGUGCUUGACAACAGCGACAUAUUUCUGAUCAAGAACAAGGAAAAGGAGCGCAGGAAACUGGAGCUGCAGAGCCAGUUGAGUUUGCGGGUCCAUGAGAAGGUGACCUAUGCGGGCCGUAUGAAGGCCAAGCAGGGUGACCUCCUCAGGGAGCUGAGAGAGGGUCUGGAGGAGGACACAGCCCAGCCAGGAGGGGAGGAGAGCAGCCUGGCCCAGCAACAAAACACCCCUGCCUGGAGGGUGGCCAUGAUCAAAGAUCGCAAUAUUGACAAAGAGAGCAUGAAUGAGUUUAUCACCAAGAAAAGGGAGAUGUUUCUGCUGGAGUACUCCUUGGCUGUGAAGCGUGGAGAGAUCGAGCAGUUGGAGAAAAUGGCGACCGGCCAGGAGAGGAAGCUGAUGCGCGCCGAGCGGUUCCUGGAAGACGACGCCAUCAUGUUCGACGAGUUCCUCAAAGAGAAUGACAAGAACUCUGUGGAGGCCAUCAAAGUUGCUGAGUUAGAGACCAAAGUGAAACUGGAGAAGGUGACUGAGAUCAAGAGGCUCACGACUAGGAUGGUGACCAUUAAGAGUGACAUCUCUAAGUUUGAGGACAUCAUAAAGGAGUACACCAUGUACAAGGAGUUUCUCUUCAAGCUGUCCCCUCCAGAGUGGCAAGAGGCACAGAGGGCCAAGGGUAAGACCCCCAAAGCCAAGUCUACCACCAAGUCUGCCACCAAGGACAAGUCCAAAGAGAAAGACAAAGACGAGAGGGCCACUCCGAAAAGAGGUUCUAAGGUGGAAAGCAGGGCGUCCUUUGCGAGUCGGGAGCUGCCCCCUCUCCGGGAUGCCAGAGCCCCCUCUAGACAGUCGAUAGUCCAGAGUGACAAACCGAGUCCUGUGGCAGAACUGGAGACCGACAGCUCUGAAUAUGAGGAACACCCAGAGCUGUAUUUCACAGACCCCAGGCAACUUCUGGAGUUGCUUUCAGAGCUGGAGGAGCAGAACCUCUCUCUGAUCCAGAACUCCAGGGAGACGGAGGAGGCCCUGGAGGUGUUCAGUAAGGUCAUGGACCAUACAAGAAAGAAGAUGGAGCUGGAAACCGUCCAGCUGACCCAGCAGAUCGACAUCAUGACCCACACCAUCCAGAGGGAGAGGGACCGGGCUGCCGAGCUGGAGCUGAGGGCCCGCCUCUUCAACUUUGGGAAGUACAAAUCCGCCGACCAGGAGUUUAUGUUGGACUCCCUGGGCGCUAAGGUGGAGGAGGUGUACCGGAGCUGCGUGGGUGACACAGAGGCCAACCUGAGCACGCUGCAGAUGCUGACGGUUAUCGAGAGCCGCCUGGGUGAGCUGCUGGAGAACGUGGAGAUGAUCCCCAAGGAGCGACUGCUGAUGGCCGAGAGGACCAAGGAGAAGGAAAGGAGGCUCAGGCUGCGUGAUGAGAAGAUGCAUCAGGCGAAGCAGCACCAGGAGGAGAGGCUGAAGAGGGCCCUGGAGAGAGCACAGGCAGACAUCAAGAAAACAACUGGCAAGAAACUGAUGGCCAGAUCACAGCCCCCUGCCGGCAAGCUGAAGACCAGCCAGGUGUAUGACAUCUCAGACAAGGAGAAAGAAGAGCAGCUUUACUUCUUCACCUAAGGGGCAGAGUCAGUCACAUUACUGACCAGAACUCAUUCAAUAUGUUUUGGCCUAUUGUGGGGCUGUGACUGAGAAAGAAGAGCAGCUUUACUUCUUCACCUAAGGGGCAGAGUCAGUCACAUUACUGACCAGAACUCAUUCAAUAUGUUUUGGCCUAUUGUGGGGCUGUGACUGACUCACUGUAAAUACUGACCAAUAAUUGGAUAUGACAUGACAGGUAUAAGACUUUUCAAAUGUCUCCAUUGGACGCUGGUGAUGUCACAUGAUGGGAUAGGUCCUACUUUUUCAGUGCUGGGUGGUUGUUUAUAUUGACUCAGUGGGGAGCAUGUGGAUUUUGUUUUGGUGGAGAGCUUUCUGGGGCAGGUGAACAGUACUCUCCCCACACAUUUUAUAGACUUGGAUUAUUUUGUGUUACCAGAUUUACAAUAUUUUGCCAUACCAGAUUGUUUUCUUAUGCAUUUCUUAUCCGUUAUAUUAUUGAUAAUCUAUUGUGCUUCUUUACCUUAUAUCUGAAUAGCAGUUAGAUGGACUGCAUGCAUGUGAUGAACAAAUUAAUAAACAUUUCACAAUAAAAAGUUCUGCUCUUGCCUCUUUGGAGUCAAUGUAAACCUAUAAUCUAUAACCCCAGAGUGAAACCAGGAAAGCCAGAUAGCUAAACCUAGACUUGAUUAAGAUUUCUAAGUUCUACAGAAAUACUAUAAAAGACACCAAAAAAAAAGACAGUACAAAAUAAAUAUAAUUGUGCUUUGAUCGUUUAUUCAAACUCUUGGCGUUUGGAUUCAGCCAUUUGGUAAACCAAAGAUAAUAAAUAACAAGUAGAUGGAAGUCAUGACAUAUUGAUAAGCAUUAGACAUUAUAAACAAGUGGACCGGCAACAUGUUUUCAACAAGGACCGCUCAAGUCUCACUCAACCGUAGUUCAUAUAAGACACAGCAGUAGAAAAAUAAAUCUACCCCCCCCCUCCCCCA